Menidia menidia (Atlantic silverside) is the source of this 1623-nucleotide messenger RNA. The record is from the annotation of a GenBank genome assembly. NCBI's taxonomy places the organism in Eukaryota, Metazoa, Chordata, Actinopteri, Atheriniformes, Atherinopsidae.
AUGCCCAGCCCAGCACAUUACUACAAUCUCUUCUAUCAUUUCCAUCAUCCACAGUUGCAAGUACCAGAAGAAAAAAGCAUUAAAGAGCCUCGGCAACACUAUUGUGUUAACAGCAGUUCAGGAAAAUGCACACACCUGUGUUUGUUCUCUUACUUCUUAUGGGUUCAGCCUCUGGCAAAAAGCAAGGGGAUUUUGGCAUUUUUACCGCCUGUAAAAAGAACGCCAGUGUCAGACUGAGCUGUCAUUAUGCAGAGUGCGCGGGCUCUCCACCUUACGACUGUGAAUUCCAGGCCGGAAACGGAGAAGUCCUGGCCAAAGCGUCCAACAAGUUCUGCGAAUACCUCAUUGAGCAUCCUAAGCAAAGUUCUAAAAACUACACAUGCAUACUGACAAGAGUGAAGAGGAAGGAAAAUAGAACAAUAACUAUAGAUUCUUUAAAGCCCUGCUCUGCUGCCACAUUCUUAUCGCAACAGCAAACUCCAAACGUGCUACAAGCUCUGAUGAUUCUGACUUUCUUCGUCACACACAACUAGUCAUCUUAAGGGAUCAGCUGUGGGAAUUUUGAGCAGCAGAACCUCAAUCAUGUACUCCACAUAUUAUAUUGGUAAUAAAAAAGUGUACUGCUAUGUACUGCUAUUUGUAAAACGGAAUUGGUCCUUCCUGAACUAUAAUGAAGGAUGGCAUUUUGCAUCACAAAAAAAUGGCUACCGUACUUAAAUUAGUCAUAAGUAGUUACAAAACGUUUUUGUUGGGCAAUUGUUGUCUGCAUUUCUGAUUUUAGCUGGCUCUUGGUGAUGACGUCAUGUUUCUAUGUGGAGUUUUCCAUCAUGAGACUUUUUUUUUUUACGUCAUGAGUACAGAGCAUUUUUUGUUUGAUUCAAAAAACAUAUAGCCCUUUAUAUUUCUUACAAAUGAAAAUGAGCUAAAUUAUAACUUUGCUGAUUCGCUUUUAUUGAUAGAAAAGUUUGCCAUUUCACUUUUAUUUGUUUUAGUUGAUAUGAUAUAACAGCUAUUUCUCUAUUGAACUUCCGCACUGGCGUAGCUCAGCGGUUACUUCUCUCAACAAUUCUCCUGUAGAAUACGCUGAUUCCUCCCGUUCGCGGGAUCGAACCACGGGCGCUGUCCAGUGCUUUUACUUUUAUUACUAACAAUUCAAAUCAUUCCAUCAUCCGUUGGUCAAACCUGUGUCAUCGUCACAGUUUUUCUCCCUAAUUACAACCUCAGUUACAGUUGUAACAGUUGACUUUCUUCUUUCAGAUCUGAAUGAGGUUUCACAUUGGCUUUCACUUUCGUCAUAAAUUCAGUACAAAUGUUAGAUUUAAUUUAAAAAAUGCCAAUAAAAUUUUAUCACAUGUGUAUUUCCCGUAAGUAUUAAGUAUUUUGACAAUUUGACUACGAACUAGCUUAGUUUAAAGUGGAAAUCCGUCAAGUUAGACGACAGAUUCGGGACUUCCGGUUGGUCAUAAUCAAUAUAACGUUACUUACAGAGGGGAGGUCACGCCUCUGUACGGAAGAGGAUUAAGGCCACUUAAGAAUGAAGAAUAGAAUUCUGAGAAAAAAAUCAGAAUUAUGAUUUUUUUUUUCAGAAAUGAGAAGAAAAAAACUCCCCCACGAGUUUGUUUA